Molecule: messenger RNA, 937 nt
Organism: Argentina anserina (silverweed cinquefoil)
Lineage: Eukaryota; Viridiplantae; Streptophyta; Magnoliopsida; Rosales; Rosaceae
Product: nudix hydrolase 2-like
Exons: 8
Coding region: 27-836 (269 amino acids)
Molecular function (GO): ADP-ribose diphosphatase activity; NAD binding; NADH pyrophosphatase activity
Source: RefSeq, a predicted model, not a curated record
UCCAAGUCAAACCGGAAUUGGAGAAAAUGGGAAAGCUACUGAGUUAUACGAGCGACGAGUAUGGAGGUGUGAUCGUCCAGAUGGAUGGUGACUCGUCUAUGGACUCUCCCACUUUCGUUUCAUCUCUCAACUCUUCACUCGCGCUUUGGAAGCAGCAGGGGAAGAAGGGUAUUUGGCUAAGGUUGCCUAUACAACAAGCCUACCUUGUUGAAGCUGCUGUCCAGCGAGGAUUCUGGUACCACCAUGCGGAGCGUCAUUAUCUGAUGCUGGUGUAUUGGAUCCCCAAAUCUGACCAUACUCUCCCUCAAAAUGCCACACAUCGACUCGGCAUUGGUGCUUUUCUUAUUAAUCAUAACAGAGAGGUGCUUGUAGUCCAAGAAAAGGGAGGAGAAUAUGGGGGGAAAGGCCUGUGGAAGCUCCCUACUGGAGCUGUUGAUGAGGGGGAAGAUAUAUAUGCAGCAGCUGUGAGAGAGGUUAAAGAAGAAACAGGAAUUGACUCCGAGUUUGUAGAAAUUCUAGCUUUCAGACAGAUCCAUAAGUCGUUUUUUGAGAAGUCAGAUUUGUUUUUCCUGUGCAUGUUGCGACCCCUCUCCUUUGAUAUCCAGAAGCAGGAUCAAGAGAUAGAAGCAGCCAAGUGGAUGCCAUUAGAGGAAUAUGCAGCUCAACCGUUUGUCCAGAAAUAUGAGUUUUUGAGGUAUCUCCAUGACAUAUGCAAAGCAAAGAUAGAUGGGAAUUAUACUGGAUUUUCUCCAAUUCCUACAAGAAGUUAUUCCGUACAGAAGAGCUACUUGUACUUGAAUGUUACUGAAGCACCCAAGAAACAUAGUAAACUUUGAUCAUAUGAACUUAUAAAGUACUUCAUUCACGAAGAAUUUUAAAUGCAGAAAACUAAUCAAUGUGAACUCAUGAAGCAUAAGAAUUUUGUGAUCGACUGUAU